This is a messenger RNA of Spea bombifrons (plains spadefoot toad), 3793 nucleotides long. It is a transcript of the gene YTHDF3, whose product is annotated as YTH N6-methyladenosine RNA binding protein F3. The coding region runs from base 745 to 2418 and encodes 557 amino acids. The transcript has 5 exons. Gene Ontology annotation, cellular component: cytoplasm. Gene Ontology annotation, biological process: mRNA destabilization. The record is from RefSeq and is a predicted model, not a curated record. Gene Ontology annotation, molecular function: N6-methyladenosine-containing RNA reader activity; mRNA binding. Lineage: Eukaryota; Metazoa; Chordata; Amphibia; Anura; Pelobatidae.
GUGCUGACGUCACGAACGGAAGGUCAGGGCGCCUCGGAAAGGAAGUGAGAGUGCGAGGCCUCGUCCGCCAUUGUGGAGAAAAGAGCCCGUCCAGAGCGAGAGUGAAAACCGGGGGACGAGGAGAGCAAUAGCGAGGAGGCCGCCGCGGCCCCCCACCGGAUCUAUAACGCCAUCUCUGUACUAAAACACUCACGGCGCUCGUAUAUAUAGGAACAUACACACCGUGCCACUUAAAUCGUGUAGGUGUAAAGCGAACACUAUAUAUCUAUUAUCUAAAUACAUUUUCCGUAGAAUUGAAGGCAGUAUAUAGAUAUUCAGUGCGUCACACGUUGUUAUAGUGAAUAUGCACUGACGCCCUUAUACCGAAUGUGUAUGUAGUCCUUAUAACGUUAUUAGGCCAACUGUAUAUAUUGUCCUUACAGCCCUAGGAGGGAUAUCCGGCCGCAGCACCUCCGGUCUGUAAGCGCGGAUACAGCAGUACUGCUCGAUCGGCUUGUAUAAAGGGCCCACGGGUACCCGGAAUACUCCAAAGGCGGACUUUUUUUUCUGGGCCUCAGGCUUUUUUUUAUAUUCUGAUCUAGCCAGGUGGUAUUCUGAGCGACCAAAGGAGGCAUCUUCACCAUCUCUGGCUCCACAGGAGAAUGUCUGCGACCAGCGUGGAUCAGUGAUCUUUUUCUUUCUUUUUCCACGUUGUUGCAGAGACCUAAAGGACAGGGAAAUAAAGUUGCAGUACAGAACGGUUCGAUGCAUCAAAAGGAUGCAGUAAAUGAUGACGAUUUUGAGCCAUAUCUAAGCAGCCAGACUAAUCAGAGUAAUAGCUAUCCACCAAUGUCAGACCCGUACAUGCCUAGUUAUUAUGCUCCAUCCAUUGGAUUUCCUUACUCCCUUGGUGAAGCAGCGUGGUCCACUGCAGGUGAUCCACCAAUGCCAUAUUUGACAACAUAUGGACAGAUGAGUAAUGGGGAACAUCAUUACAUCCCGGAUGGAGUAUUCGGUCAGCCUGGAGCUUUGGGGAACACGCCCCCCUUCUUAAGCCAGCAUGGGUUUAACUUUUUUCCUGGCAAUGCAGAUUUCUCCACAUGGGGGACAAGUGGAUCUCAGGGACAAUCAACACAAAGUUCUGCAUAUAGCAGUAGCUACGGUUACCCACAUAGUUCCCUUGGUAGAGCCAUAGCUGAUGGGCAAGCUGGCUUUGGCAAUGACACUUUAAGCAAAGUUCCGGGUAUUAACAGCCUUGAGCAAGGAAUGACGGGGCUGAAAAUUGGCGGGGACAUGACAGCUGCUGUAACUAAAACUGUAGGGUCAGCUUUGACUAGUGCUGGUAUGACAAGCAUAGCAGCAAACAGUGUUCCCCCGGUUAGUAGUUCAGCACCUAAGCCAACCUCAUGGGCUGCCAUUGCUCGAAAGCCUGCAAAGCCUCAACCUAAGCUUAAACCUAAGGGUAAUGUGGGCAUCGGUAGUACUGCUGUACCUCCUCCACCUAUAAAACACAACAUCAAUAUUGGAACUUGGGAUGAUAAAGGGGCUAUGGUAAAGUCCCCUCCCACUCAACCAGUUCUGCCUCCUCAGCCUGUACUACAGCAUCCUCAGCCAUUAACUCAGCCUCUACCCAUGGUGCAAAACCAACUGCCUCAACAGCAGCUUCAGCAACCGCAGCAGCCACAGGGACCUCAUCAACAGGUCCAGCAACAUCAGGUGCAGCAGCAGCUUCAAAAUCGCUGGGUAGCACCGAGAAACAGGGCAAUGGGCUUCAAUCAGAACAAUAUAUCAGGCAACGAUAACUUUGGUUUAGGUGUUGUGCCUAUUAGCUCCUCACCUUCUGGUGUUGAGGUACACCCAGUACUGGAGAAACUGAAGGCCAUAAAUAACUACAAUCCCAAAGACUUUGACUGGAGUCUGAAAAAUGGACGUGUGUUUAUAAUCAAAAGCUACUCGGAGGACGAUAUUCACCGUUCUAUUAAGUACUCUAUCUGGUGCAGUACUGAACAUGGCAAUAAGCGUUUGGAUGCUGCUUAUCGAUCUUUAAAUGCAAAGGGCCCACUAUAUUUACUCUUUAGUGUAAAUGGAAGUGGACAUUUCUGUGGCGUAGCUGAGAUGAAGUCUGUUGUAGACUAUAACGCUUAUGCUGGAGUGUGGUCCCAAGACAAGUGGAAGGGAAAGUUUGAUGUUAAAUGGGUCUUUGUUAAGGACGUUCCCAAUAACCAGCUGCGACACAUUCGCUUAGAAAACAAUGAUAAUAAGCCUGUUACCAAUUCAAGGGACACUCAAGAAGUACCCCUAGAAAAAGCCAAGCAAGUUCUAAAAAUAAUUGCUACUUUCAAGCCUACAACCUCUAUUUUUGAUGACUUUGCACAUUAUGAAAAGCGUCAAGAAGAGGAGGAAGCCAUGCGUAGGGAGAGAAAUAGAAACAAACAAUAACUGUAUGGAGGUGUCCUGCCAUAAUCACAACACUAAUAAUGAUGCAGACUCUGGAAUUGCCUACUUUGUUGAUGACAUAAUUGAUGCUUUUUAUUUCUGCUUAAGGUGACAUCUUUGAACACUUUAACACAAAUUGACUUUUUCUUAUUGUUUUCAUCAAUACAUCAGCCCCCCCCCUUUUUUUUUUCCUUCUUCACCAAACACAAUUGAGAACUUUACCUUCGUCAAGCACUUUCUGUCCUGAAGCUUUUACUGGUAUCUGCUGUCUUGUAAUCAUGCAUCCUAGCAAAGACGCGGGAGACCCACUGAAUGCAAGGAUUCUUUAGCUCUGAAUUUUGUUAUACUAACAACCAUUAGAAAUGUGGCUAGAUGAUGUGAGAUUCACUGUUUGUAUCCAUUUUCUUUAUAUUGUGUCCAUUUGAUCAGCUGUUGAUGAAAGUAAAAAUGCGACAUGUUCAACCGGUAAAUUUCAACUGUCUAUCAAAUAUCGCUGUAGUAAGAUCAAAGCUGAGGUUUAAAAUGCAGUUUAGCUAAAUUAAGCUGAUGUCUACAAGCCUGUAGAGACAUUUGUUCCAACUGUUUGGUGUAAGAAAAUAUUAAAAUGCAGCUUUGUGGCCACCAAGUUUUAAUGCACAUUUAUUAUAUUUCUGUAAUCAUAUUUAAUCAUUUUGCUGUCAAAAAAUAGCUUUCCUGGAUUUUGGCAACAGAAGGGGGACAGACAAGAAUUAUUGUUUAGUUCCACACAGUGUCACAAAUGUCAGUGUUGAGUAAACAAUUAGUCCAAAUGACAUAUUUAUGUUAAGUGCAUAAAAUUGCGUUGCUUGGAUGUUUGAGAAGUUAACACGUAGAAUUUUUACAUUAGUAUCAAGAAUAUAACCCACGUGUAUAUGGCACUUUUUUCUUUUCUUCUUUUGACUCUUCCUAUUGAAAAGCUCCAAUAACAAUGGACAGAAUCACGUUCUCAGCCCAGUUACUUGUUUGAUUAAUUUUUAAGUGCCUGUUUCCUUUUAUAUUUUUAGUUUGUAGAAGUUAUUUGAAUUCUUUUUAAUGUAUUGCGGAGAAAUGUAUUAAUGUAAAGUAUAUUAGCCUCACUAAAAUGGCAGUAAUUUGUGCAUUUUCUCAAAGCUGCUUUCUAGCUUAGCCAAUUGUAGUGCAAAAAAAUUGAGUCUUCAUGCAGUAGAAUUGUUAUUGAAUAAGCGUGUAUGGUCAUAAAUCCUAAAGAUUGUGUUAUUUUACUGUCACUUCAACCGUAUACUGAUUUCUGAAUACAAAUUGAACAUAUCUGUAUCCAAACUUCUUAAACCCUGACAUUGAAAAGUUUUCUUUACGGUAGUUUAUGGAAAUAUAUAUGUCCCCUAUUAAAGUAGGAACCCGG